Messenger RNA from Mercurialis annua (annual mercury), 1119 nucleotides. RefSeq lists its product as uncharacterized. NCBI's taxonomy places the organism in Eukaryota, Viridiplantae, Streptophyta, Magnoliopsida, Malpighiales, Euphorbiaceae. The record is from RefSeq and is a predicted model, not a curated record. The transcript has 3 exons. Bases 519 to 971 code for a protein of 150 amino acids.
CUGUUUUGACACUUUUAUCCGACUGUUCAGCUUAUGACAGUGAUCGAGUUGCAGGAACAUCAGAGUAGAGAUAGAAGAAUGUGAGAGCCUUGCGUCUACGUGUUCUUGCAAGAUUUCUAAAAGUGUGUCUUUAGUAUCUGGCCAAACUUUGGCCAGUAGGUCUUACCUUAUUGUUAUGGAUAGGUAGAAAUUUUGGACUGACUUGUUUUCACUUGCUUCUGUGUCAGGUAUAGUAUUUUUAAGUUAUACCCACCAGUCAAUAUUUUUUAAUUUUCCAAGUCUGUCUUAUUUAUUUGCCUCAAGGUCUUUAUGUUCAAGAGCUUCUUAUAUGCAUACCACCAACCUUCUUAUAAAUAUCAAAAGGAUGUGCAGUGUCAGUUGAAUAUUAGGCUGGACUAGUAGCUCUGGUGUAUGGUCAUGCAAGUAGCUCUGUGUAUAUCUUAUUGCUGUAUCCUUUUUGUAGUCUCAUACUGCUGUUAAUAACACAGCCGACAAUUCGGAAUAGCCAGCAAAAAAAAAUGGAAACCAAGAAAGGAAACAAGAAAAAGAAAAGGUCGAUUCCCCCUCCACCGCUUCCAAGAUUCUGGACUCAGACGGCUGGCAUAGAAAGCGUGACAAAGCAAGAGAUUGCCAAUUAUUGGAUGAAAAAACAUGUUGAGGAAGAGGAUCACCUCCUUGCUGCUGUCAAGGCAGCUGCACGUAUCAGAGCUCGCAAUCUCACUGAAGAAUACUAUAAGCAAUUUGAAGUUUCCUUGAAGGAUGAUGACGAACACAAUGCUACUAUACUCGAUAAAGAUAAGAAGAAGAAUGAAAUACGCAUUGGCAUAAAGGAUUGGUGGACAAAGAGCAAGUAUGCGUACUUGAACCAGCCAGCAAUGGAUUCACCCAAUAAAAGAAGUUUCAAUUAUGUUUCUCAUUGUUUCUCAUUUAACCCCAAUCCCCUUUAUCCUACUUCCCUUGGAGUCUUUUGAUCCCACAUUCUAUUUCAUUUUAUUCUCUUGGGGUUGCUUUUUCUUUUUCUUUUUCUUUUUCUUUUUAUGCAGAUAUAAUGCUUCUAAAUAAUUGUGGUUUUUCAUAUUAUUGAAAAUUUAAUUGUAUAAUAAGUUUUUUUAACAAUUA